GGUCCGGCUAAGUCGCGGCGAAACUCUCUUGCCCACCAGUGACCGCCACAGCCACAAUCUCUUCCAGUUCCGCCGCGAUGGCGGCCGUCGCCAUAGCCUCUUCUUCUCCGUUCUCGAACUUUCCAUCCACCUCCUCACUCUCUCCGUCGCUCGAGCUGAAUAAGAAGAGGAAUCCGAGGAAGAGUGUCGCUGUGGCUGUUACGGCGGCGCAAUCGCAGCCCUACGGGCGCAGCGCAAGCAGAGGCCAAAACGAGAAGGAGAAGGAGAGGGACAUAAUGGAUAGAGAGAAGAGGGAGGAGGUGAAUCGUAAGAUUGCUUCCAGGAAAGCUUUAUCCGUCAUAUUGAGGAGGGAGGCCACCAAGGCCGUCAUCGAGAAGAAGCGAGGGAAGACCAAUUCCAGGAAGCUGCUCCCCCGUACCAUCCUCGAGGCCAUCCACGAGAGAAUCACUGCCCUCCGAUGGGAGUCUGCUCUCAAGGUGUUUGAACUUCUUCGCGAGCAAUUAUGGUAUAGGCCUAAUUCCAGCAUAUACAUAAAACUCAUUGUCAUGUUAGGGAAAUGCAAACAGCCUGAAAGAGCCCAUGCACUUUUCCAAGAUAUGGUUGACGAAGGUUGCAUCAUAAACCAUGAGACAUAUACUGCUCUCGUAUCUGCAUACAGUAGAAGUGGCCUGCUUGACCAAGCAUUUGCGCUGCUUAACAAGAUGAAGGUUACCGAUGGCUGCCAGCCUGAUGUUUUUACGUAUUCCAUUCUUAUAAAAUCGUGUCUUCAAGUCUUUGCAUUUGAUAAAGUUCAGCUUCUUCUAUCUGAUAUGGAGAGCCAGGGUAUAAAGCCAAACACCAUAACAUACAACACUCUGAUUGAUGCUUAUGGAAAAGCAGGAAGGUUUGUGGAGAUGGAAUCCACACUUAUGGGAAUGCUCUCCCACAAAGAAUGCACACCUGAUGUUUGGACGAUGAAUGCAACACUUCGAGCGUUUGGAGGCAGUGGGCAGCUUGAGAUGAUGGAGAAGUGCUAUGACAAGUUUCAAAGUUCUGGUAUAUCACCUGAUAUCAAAACCUUCAACAUACUUCUCGAUUCCUAUGGCAAAUCCAAAAGGUAUGAGAAGAUGGGCGCGGUCAUGGAGUACAUGCAGAAGUACUACUUUUCCUGGACACUGGUGACCUACAAUGUUGUCAUUGAUGCAUUCGGGAGGGCAGGGGAUCUAAAACAAAUGGAAUACAUCUUUCGUUUAAUGAAGUCGGAAGGGAUCAAGCCAAAUUGUGUUACGCUAUGUUCACUUAUCAGAGCAUAUGGAAGGGUAGGUGCUGGGAGUAAAAUAAAGGCUGUAGUGAGAUUCAUUGAGAACUCUGAUGUGAUGCUAGACGUAGUGUUCUUCAACUGCUUGGUGGAUGCAUAUGGCAGAGCAGGGCUUUUGGCUGAGAUGAAGGAAGUGCUGGAGAUGAUGAAGGCCCAAGGUUGUACCCCUGACAAGAUCACCUACAGCACCAUGAUCAAGGCUUAUCUCAGUAGAGGAAUCAAUGGCCGUCAUGUUCAAGACAUUCGGGAUCUAAGUAAAAGCAAUAUCGCUUGAACUUAAUGGGGGGCGGCAUCCAGUAUUUUUGGUGCUAAAGUUAUGGUAGUUUCAUUUCGAGCUAUUAAAGUUUUUCUAUUGAUUAUGUUUUGAACAAAUAAAAAUGAGAGAAAUAGAGAGUUAACUAAUUGAUCUUCCCAGCA
Messenger RNA from Zingiber officinale, 1714 nucleotides. RefSeq names its product pentatricopeptide repeat-containing protein At5g48730, chloroplastic-like. Gene Ontology annotation, molecular function: protein binding. NCBI's taxonomy places the organism in Eukaryota, Viridiplantae, Streptophyta, Magnoliopsida, Zingiberales, Zingiberaceae. The transcript is spliced from 3 exons. The record is from RefSeq and is a predicted model, not a curated record. Bases 78 to 1571 code for a protein of 497 amino acids.